UCGUCUGCAGUCUGCGCUGCCGUAGUUGGACGGAUCAGUCGACGUCGACGGUCCUUGGGUUAUGACUCGGACUUUAUAGUAGACAGCUAACACUAGCUCGACCGUUAGCGGGCUCUCAGGAGAACGUUAGGCGAUAGAGAGGAACUGCGUGCGCCGUCGCUUUCUUCGGUUAUAAACCCGCGUGCGUCGCCUGCCUUAACAACACUUGACGAGAUGACGCUGGCGUUGUUCUGUGUUUUCCGGUAAUGGGAGCGGACUCAACUUGAGCUAGGCGGCUAGCUUAGCGUGUUACCCACCAAACUUGUGAAUCUCAGAACUCGGCGUGCGCGGGCCACGACAGCCUCGGCCGGCUCACCGGAGAGCGCAGCUAGCCGCGAGGUCGCUAGCCGCAGCGUGCGCGGGACCGGGCGCAAGGCGGGUCAAGGCGGUCGGGACGUUUUGCUAGCGCCGCGAAGCGAGGCGGUUCCGGAUUGGUUCACCAUGGAAAAGCCCCAGUCGGACACGCUCGGGUUCGCUCCGCAGAAAGACAUCGUGUACAACAAACUCCUGCCGUACGCGGACAGACUCGACGCCGAGUCCAACGACCUUCUGAGCAAAAUCAAAGGCAACCUGAGCCGCGCGGUCCAGCUCAGGGAGAUCUGGCCCGGGGUGCUGUUCUGGACGAGGAAACUUUCCACGUACAUGAGACUGUAUGGGCGGAAGUUCAGCAAAGAGGACCAUGUGCUGUUCAUCAAGUUGCUCUAUGAGCUAGUGAUGAUCCCCAAACUGGAGAUCAGCAUGAUGCAGGGCCUUGCUCGGCUGCUCAUCAACCUCCUCAAGAAAAGGGAACUACUGUCAAGGGAGGACCUUGAGCUGCCGUGGAGACCACUGUACGAGCUGCAUGACCGGAUUCUGUUCUCGAAAACAGAGCAUCUGGGCCUCAACUGGUUUCCCAAUUCUCCACGGCCUCGUUCAUCCUCUAAACUCAUAAUGCUUAAAUUGGUUCAGAGGUGCUCCGUGGAAAGUGUGUUGAAAACACUUGUGAAAAGCUGCAGACCAUAUUUUUCUGAGUCGGCCACUCAGGAGAUGCUGGACGAAUGGAGACCACUCCUCUGUCCGUUUGAUGUCACCAUGCAAAGAGCAAUCAGCUACUUUGAGCUCUUUCUCCCCACGACUCUGCCUCCGGAGCUGCAUCACACAGGGUUCAAGUUGUGGUUUGAUGAACUGAUCAGUUUAUGGGUGUCUGUGCAAAAUCUUCCGAGCUGGGAAGUGCAUCUGGUCAGUCUUUUUGCUCGCUUGGCCAAUGACAACAUCGGAUACAUCGAUUGGGACCCGUAUAUCCCCAAGAUUUUCACAAGAAUUUUGAGAAGUUUGAAUCUCCCCGUGGGAACCAGUCACAUGAUGGUACCGCGAUACCUCACCAAUGCCUACGACAUCGGCCAUGUGGUGCUUUGGGUCUCUUCCCUCCUGGGAGGACCCAGCAAGCAAACGCAAGCACAACUCAGUGGCCUUUUCAACAGUAUUACAUCCUUCUUCCACCCAUCAAACCAUGGCCGCUGGUUGAUGAAGCUCAUGAAGCUGCUCCAGCGUCUGCCGGCCAGCGUGGUACGCCGGCUGCACCGAGAACGAUACAGAAAGCCCACGUGGUUAACGCCCAUACCUGACGGCCACAAGCUGACAGAGGAGGAUAUCACCAACUUUGUGGAGAGUAUGAUGCAGCCCGUCCUGCUGGCCAUGUUCAGCAAGACGGGCAGCCUGGAUGCAGCCCAGGCCUUGCAAAACUUGGCUCUAAUGAGGCCCGAGUUGGUCAUUCCGCCUGUGCUGGAGAAAACCUACCCUGCUCUGGAGACUCUAACAGAGCCCCACCAGCUGACAGCCACCCUGAGCUGCAUGAUUGGUGUGGCACGGAGCCUAGUGUCAGGUGGCCAGCGCUUUCCCGAGGGGCCCACUCACAUGCUGCCCCUGCUCAUGAGGGCUCUGCCUGGCGUUGACCCAAACGACUUCAGCAAGUGCAUGAUCACAUUCCAGUUUAUCGCUACAUUUGUGACUCUUGUGCCUUUGGUGGACUGUUCAUCUGCCCUACAUGAAAGAACUGACUUAACAGAGGUGGAAAGAGAGAUGUGCUCAGCCUCAGCGGAGUUCGAAGACUUUGUGCUCCAGUUCAUGGACAGAUGUUUCGCCCUGAUAGACAGCAGCACCCUGGAGCAAACUCGUGAGGAAACCGAAACGGAGAAAAUGACUCAUUUGGAGAGUCUUGUAGAGCUCGGCCUGUCCUCCACCUUCAGUACAAUCCUCACACAGUGCUCGCUGGACAUCUUCAAGGUGGCUCUUGUGAAAGUGUUCAACUUUGCAACCACCAACAUCUUUGAGACGCGUGUUGCUGGGAGGAUGGUGGCCGACAUGUGCAGAGCUGCCUCAAAGUGUCACCCUGCAGAGUCUCUCAAGAUGUUUGUGCCACACUGCUGCAAUGCCAUAAACCAAAUCGCUGUCAACGAGGAAGUGCUUAAUGACGAGGAGCUUGACAAGGAGUUGCUGUGGAAUCUCCAGCUCCUUUCUGAGGUGACCCGGGUGGAUGGUGACAAGGUCCUGCCCUAUCGGUCGGACCUGGUCCAGAUUUUGCAGUUGACACUCCACCUCAAGUGUAAGCAGGGCUACACUCUCGCCUGCAACCUGCUCCAUCACAUCCUCCGUUCCACUGCCCUCACCUACCCCACAGAGUACUGCAGCGUGCCCGGGGGCUUUCACCAACCAAUCAGUGACUAUCUACCCAUCAAGGACUGGGGUCGGCCUGGGGACCUGUGGAAGCUGGAUAUCCGGUGGCAUGUGCCCAGUGUUGAGGAGACCUCUUUUGCUUUUUAUUUACUGGACUUGAUCCUCCAGCCUGAGCUUCAGCGCCUUCAGAGAUUUGCUCAGGGAGAACAAGACAUGAGCAGAGAUGAUGUCCUUCAAAGCCUGACCAUUGUUCAGCACUGCCUUCUAGGUGCUGGGGGUCUGAUGCCUCCACUGAAAGGAGUGCCCAUCCCCGAACUAGUCCACAGCAUGGCGAAUCUCGAUGAGACCAUCCUCUAUACAGGAAUGGAGUAUGAUCAGUCCAGAGAGAACUACAGAGACGCUAUCUGUGGUGUAAUGAGACAGCUGCUGCAUUACAUCCUGGAGCACUCUGAAGAUGACACCAAGUCUCUUUUCUCCAUCAUCAAGAUUAUCAGCGACCUGAUGCACUUCAAAGGUUCUCACAAACAUGAGUUUGACUCCCGCUGGAAGAGCUUCAACCUUGUGAAGAAAUCGAUGGAAAACAGACUUCACGGCAGAAAGCAGCACAUCAGAGCCCUGCUAAUAGACAGAGUAAUGCUCCAGCAUGAGCUGCGAAAACUGACAGUGGAAGGAUGUCAGUACAGGAGCAUUCACCAGGAUCUGAUGAGAGAUCUGUUGAGGCUUUCCACAAGCACCUACAGUCAAGUGCGCAGCAGAGCUCAAAACGUGUUGUUUACUGCACUGGGAACCUACAAUUUCUGCUGCAGAGAUCUAAUCCCCCACGUCCUACAGUUUCUCAACCCGGACAACAGCAGCGUAACACAGCAACAGUUCAAAGGUGCCUUGUACUGUCUCCUGGGGAAUCACAGCGGGGUGUGCCUGGCCAAUCUGCACGACUGGGACUGCAUCGCCCUGACGUGGCCCGCCAUUGUGCGCUCUGGCCUCAGCUCGGCCAUGUCUCUGGAGAAGCCCUCCAUUGUGCGGCUCUUCGAUGACCUCGCAGACAAAAUCCAUCGCCAGUACGAGACUAUCGGCAUGGACUUCUCUAUCCCUGCUGAGUGCUGUGCUGUGGCCAAACAACUCAUGAUCACUGGAAAUCCUUUUCCUGAGGACCCCGUCCCCUCGGAGGAAGAAUCAGCAGACGGUCUAAAGAGGCAGGAGCUCAAAAACUCUGAGUCUGUUGAGAAAUACAAAAACCUCAUCGGUGAUCUGCUGGACUACCUCAGCAAUAGAAACAUGCCUUGGAAGUUUGAACACAUUUCAAUUGGCUUCCUGUCAUUGCUCCUGAGAGACGACCACGAACUCCCACCGCCUGCUGUCAUGUUCUUUGUCAAAAGCCUCAACCAUGACUCCCUCUAUGUUCGCAAGGUGGCAAUAUCAGCCGUAGCGGGGAUCAUGAAACAGAUAAAGAGACCACACAAGAAAGUCCCCGUCAACCCCACUGAGCUUUGUGGAGUGAAGGAGCUAAGUGACACAGUAGCAGGGGACCGUCCGGACAACCAGUGGCUCCAGUACAACAGCAGCAGCCUGCCCCGCACACAGCAGGACUGGGAUCACAGCACGUUUGUGGAAAAGACUCACUGGGGAUACUACUGCUGGCCAAGAAAAUUGAUGAUGUAUGCACCGCUGGACGAGCAACCUAAACAGAACCUGACCAGAGAUGAGAUGACAGAACGGGAGCAGAUAAUCUUCGACCAUUUCUCAGACCCAGUAUUCAUCAACCAGUUCAUCGAGUUUCUGUCCCUCGAGGACCGUAAGGGAAAGGACAAGUUCAGCCCUCGCAGGUUCUGUUUGUUCAAGGGAUUGUUCCGCAAUUUCAGCGACGUCUUUCUGCCCGUGCUGAAGCCCCACAUGGAGCGCCUGGUGGCAGACUCCCACGAGAGCAAGCAGCGGUGUGUUGCGGAGAUCAUCUCUGGGCUGAUCAGAGGCUGCAAACACUGGAGCUACUCAAAGGUUGAGAGUCUUUGGGAGCUGCUUUGUCCGCUGCUCCGCACUGCCCUGUCAAACAUCACCAUAGAAACGUACGCAGACUGGGGCACCUGCAUCGCCACAGCCUGUGAGAGCAGAGACCCACGCAAGCUUUACUGGCUGUUUGAGAUGCUAAUGGAGUCUCCAGUCAAUGGCGAGGGGGGCUCCUUUGUGGAUGCCUGCCGUCUGUACGUGCUGCAGGGAGGCCUGGCUCAGCAGGAGUGGCGCGUACCAGAGCUCCUGCACAGGUUGCUACAAUACCUGGAGCCCAAACUCACACAGGUCUACAAGAAUGUACGGGAGCGAAUUGGCAGCGUGCUCACCUACAUCUUCAUGAUCGACGUGAACUUACCAUACACCCAGCCGACCACUUCUCCGCGCAUCUCUGACUUCACCGAGCGGAUUCUGUUGCAGCUGAAGCCUCUGACCGAGGGCGACGAGGAGAUCCAGAACCAUGUGAUCGAGGAGAAUGAGGGGGGAGUGCAGGAUGAGAGGACACAGGCCAUUAAGCUGCUCAAGACAGUGCUAAAGUGGCUGAUUGCAAGUGCUGGUCGCUCCUUCUCCACUGCUGUGCCAGAACAGCUGCGGUUGCUCCCCCUGCUUUUCAAGAUCGCUCCAGUUGAGAAUGACGACAGUUACGAUGAGCUGAAGAGGGACGCUAAGACCUGCCUGUCUCUGAUGUCUCAGGGACUCCUCUACCCAGAGCAGAUCCCCAUGGUCCUCAGUGCUCUGCAGGAGAUUGCUGGCAGCAGCUCUUGGCACGCUCGCUACACGGUGCUCACAUACCUCCAGAUCAUGGCUUUUUACAACCUGUUCACCUUCAUGAGUGACCAGAAGGCGGUGAGCGACGUGCGGUCACUGGUGAUACGGCUGCUGGAGGACGAGCAGCUGGAGGUGAGAGAAAUGGCCGCAACUACACUCAGUGGCUUCCUUCAGUGCAACUUCCUGUCCAUGGAUGCCCUCAUGCAGGCACAUUUCGAGGCCCUCUGCAAGACUUCCUUGCCCAAGAAGAGGAAGAGGGAGCUGUGCUCUAUAGGGGACACUAUUCCCUCUGCUGACCUGGUGCGGCGCCACGCUGGUGUCCUCGGGUUGAGUGCUUGUAUCCUCUCCAGCCCGUACGAUGUGCCCACCUGGAUGCCGCAGCUCUUGAUGGACCUCAGCGCUCACCUCAAUGACACACAACCCAUUGAAAUGACUGUGAAGAAAACGCUGUCAAACUUCAGACGGACUCACCACGACAACUGGCAGCAACACAAGCAGCAGUUCACAGAUGACCAGCUGCUUGUCCUGACUGACCUGCUGGUCUCCCCCUGUUAUUAUGCCUAAAACCUGGUAAAGCGUAUUAACUUGAUGACAUAAAUAUCACUGAAUGUGUUCAUAGGCACGCCCAAAAAGACAUUAAAACAUGGUUAUAAUUCAUUACUGAAGACCGUCAAACGAAGGUGCUGAAGAGGGACAGGAGGUAAACUCCUGAAGCCACCUUUUUUCUACAGCUACGUUUGCAUGUGUCUCUCUUGUAUCCGCCUGGGACGACCCAGACUGAUACAAGCCUGCAUCGUGGAGAAGGAUCCAGUCCCUGACUGACAAGUCAGGUCCCAGCAUCACCCAGAGUAAAGAAUGGCACUCAAAUCAGCUGAGUUGUGGCACACAGGAUGACUGUAUUUAGCUCAUUUACAUUUCUACUAUCCUUAAUAUUUAAGGAUCAAUCAUGGCAGGAAUGAAUGACCUGCAGUUUGUAACAUUACUGUACAGUUUUAUUUCCCCCUUUUUUUUCCUUCGCUUUUUUGGGUUUGUUUGUGCACGGAUGUAAAUGUGUGUGGCGUGUAAAUGGGAUGCUUGAAGACAUCUACCGGUGUCCCACACAUUUCUCAGGAUCAUAUCCCAAGAAUCGACUGAGCCAACACCAUGUCCGAUGUCGGACAUUCUCUUUACUUUCUUCCAUUAGUGAAGUGUUGGUCACAAGCCACCGAGAACUGACUAUGGAAGAAUGGUUUCUUUAGAUGAGACUUGAGCCUGCAACACACAAUGUUUGUGUGGCUGUUUGAUCUAUAAUCGAUUAUAUGCAUCAUGUAUGUAUAUAUCACGGUAUAGCAAAUAUGCACAAACAUAUUUAUUUAUUUAUUUGACUUGCUUUUUUUUGAAGUGCUAACUUUUAUUCUUUUUUCCAUUGGAUGUAUUUCUGAGAGUGUUUAGGUGGCUGAACUUUUUAGCAGUGGGGUCUAUUCUCAUCUACUCCUGCAAGAAAGGGAGAGGGCAAGCUCCCCGCUGCUGUGCUGUGUGUGAUGCGUUUGCUGUGUGGACCUGAGCACAGUUUGAUUACCGUUCCAUGUAUCUCGGUGCAAGAAUAUAACCAAACUGCCUGUCCAUAAAUGUGACCUCUUCUCUGUUAUCCUCACUCAAAUUUUUCUUUUCUAAAACCCAGUGAAUGAAAUUUUUGUUUUUUGCUCACGUUUUCCCCUGAUGACUUGAAAUCAGUCAAAGUAUUGAAGCAUUUAGUACCUCACUCAUGUAUAGUGUAGUGCCAAAACUGCAGUGAUUCCCCCCCUUUUUUUUAGAUGUACCGUUUGCUUAUUGACUGAGAUGACAAUAAAUUGUUUCUAACAAAAACUA
This is a messenger RNA of Scophthalmus maximus (turbot), 7308 nucleotides long. RefSeq names its product proteasome activator subunit 4a (gene psme4a). The transcript is spliced from 47 exons. Gene Ontology annotation, biological process: proteasomal ubiquitin-independent protein catabolic process. The record is from RefSeq and is a predicted model, not a curated record. Bases 481 to 6024 code for a protein of 1847 amino acids. Gene Ontology annotation, molecular function: proteasome binding; peptidase activator activity. Lineage: Eukaryota; Metazoa; Chordata; Actinopteri; Pleuronectiformes; Scophthalmidae. Gene Ontology annotation, cellular component: spermatoproteasome complex; cytosol; nucleus.